Messenger RNA from Zygotorulaspora mrakii, 864 nucleotides. RefSeq names its product deubiquitinase OTU2 (gene OTU2). Gene Ontology annotation, molecular function: cysteine-type deubiquitinase activity. The coding region runs from base 1 to 864 and encodes 287 amino acids. The transcript has a single exon. Gene Ontology annotation, biological process: protein deubiquitination. The record is from RefSeq and is a predicted model, not a curated record. NCBI's taxonomy places the organism in Eukaryota, Fungi, Ascomycota, Saccharomycetes, Saccharomycetales, Saccharomycetaceae.
AUGGAGGAAGUACAGGCAAGACAUCGCAAGGAGAAUAAGGACCUCCAAAAUAAAAUCACUGGCAUGAAGAAACAGGCCACAAAAUCCACAAGAAAAGAGAUCAAUUCAAGGUGCAACAGUCUACAGGAAUCUCUUACGGAAAAGCACGUACAGGAGAUACAAGAACUAGAAAAAGACAAGGAGGAUUCUUCUACGGGAGCUCUCAAUGAAGUGACUCCCGAAGAGCUCUUGCUGGAGCUAGAAAUUGCGGAUGAGAAAGAUUCGGUGAGUGCUGUGGAAGCUAUAAAUGCUCCGGUGAAGAAGCGCCGAAACAGACAAAAGGAAAAAUUGGCCAAGAGGGAUGCCGAGGUUCAAAGAAUUAAAGAGGAGGCAGGUAGGGAGGCUGCCCAGCAACCCGACCUUAAAAAAAUGGAGCAAGAAGCGAUCGAUCAGUUGUGUGAUUUUAAAAAACUAAAACCGUUCGAUAUACAACCCGAUGGUCACUGCCUGUUUGCUUCUGUAUUAGAUCAAUUGACUAUGCGUCACAAUCGAAGUGAUCUCGAUAUCCAUCAGUUGCGAUCUCUGGCCUGCCAAUACAUGCGAGAAAAUAAAGAAGAUUUUAUCCCGUAUCUAUUCAAUGAAGAAACUAUGGAAUUGCAGGGCAUUGAUGAGUAUACAAAAGAGAUGGAAACCACGGCAAAAUGGGGUGGAGAACUAGAGAUUUUGGCCCUCGCCAAGUCAUUCAAUUGUCCGAUUAGUGUACUUAUGUCGGGCAGACCUCUGCAUGUAGUUAACGAAGGUAGCGAAAAGCCUGAAUUGAAAUUGGUGUACUACAAACAUAGUUAUGCUUUGGGUGAACAUUACAACUCUUUGCGCGAUGUUUAG